Messenger RNA from Anopheles arabiensis, 4849 nucleotides. It is a transcript of the gene rin, whose product is annotated as RNA-binding protein FUS. Bases 1272 to 3836 code for a protein of 854 amino acids. The transcript is spliced from 4 exons. Gene Ontology annotation, cellular component: ribonucleoprotein complex; cytosol. Gene Ontology annotation, molecular function: mRNA binding. The record is from RefSeq and is a predicted model, not a curated record. NCBI's taxonomy places the organism in Eukaryota, Metazoa, Arthropoda, Insecta, Diptera, Culicidae.
AUCCGAACAACCGGGCAGACCGACCAUCUCCAAGACGCCGUCUCCCAGGGGCAGAGGCUCAUCCGUCUACUCUUUCCGCCGGAGCGUAGAGACCGAAAUUAACCGUUUCGCGUAUAAAAACGUACCGGACCGAAAGCGAGCGAGAAAGUUAAGGAACGGACACACACGCACACAGCAAAAAAAAAGCGAAGCGUGAGCGACCAGCCCGUAGCCGACGCCAGCGCGAGGUUGUCCGUGAAGUGCGGCCGUAUCGCCUCCCUCUCCCCACUCCCCCUCGCCCGGCCCCGUCACUGGUGCGGUGUGUUCCCUUGCGUUGUGCUUUCACCGCGAGUGCUGUGCCCCACUGUGGCCAUUCGUUGCCAUUUUGCUGCCGUUAGGCGUGCGAGAAUAGCCUUGCGCCUUUCUUCGCUCGAGCCCUAGAACACACAUACUUGCACACAAACACACCAAUAAAAAAAGGGAUUGCCACCGCCGUCGUCGCCCUCAACCCUCUGAUCAGCAGCAGCGGUUGUGUGUGUGUGUUUGUGUGGGGCGGGAAGAAGUAAAGCCUAUUCGAAGGAGCAGCGCGGUCUGUGACACUACACGCACGCCGGCGGCUCGGUCGGAGAGACAAAAAUCGUCGCUCGCCAUCACUCGGUGCCGAAGGGCGCACACACACGCGCUCGGCGACUUCCGGCUUCAGGUGCCAGUCCCCCCCCCUCACCACCUCGCACGCACACAGACGCACCGCCGACCGACACAGGAGAGCGGAAGCAGUCGGACACGGACGACUCUAGCAGCAGCAGCAGCAGCAGCAGCAGUGGACGAGACGUAACGCUCGCGCACCGGAAAAGCAACGCCACAGCAGCCGCGCGGGUACUUCUUUUGUGUUUUCCGUUUCUUUGCCCGUUUCUCCCGACAGUCCCGGAGCAGCAGCAGCAGCAGCAGCAGCAGCUUCCUUUAAGGCAAACGUUCGUUCGUUCAUUCACGCAUCUCUCGCAACGCGCGCGUGUUGGUGUGUGUGCGUGUGUGUGUGUGUGUGUACGCGCUGCGCGGUACAAGGUGCCGUGGUGUGCAGUGGUGAGCGCUCCGUCGAAGGGUUUUUCAGUAGUGCCCCGGCCAUCAUCCUCAUCAUCUUCAUCAUCCACCAUCAGCGGCAGGCAACAAGGCAUCAGCAGGACUCCCCCUGUAAUCCUUCCCGUGCCCGUCAAACACAACAACCAUCCGUAAAGCGCUCUCCCCCGAAGCUCUCUCUCUCUCUUGCUCACACGCAACAACCGGGCGCAACAACCAUGGUGAUGGAUGCGCAGCCCUCGCCGCAAAAUGUCGGCCGCGAGUUCGUCCGCCAGUACUACACGCUGCUGAACAAAGCGCCCGACUUUCUGCACCGGUUCUACAACAACUCGUCGAGCUUCGUGCACGGCGGGCUGGACGCGAAGAGCCAGGAGGCGACGCUCGUGAUCGGCCAGAAGCAGAUACAGAGCAAGAUCCAGCAGCUGAACUUCCGCGACUGCCACGCCAAGAUUAGCCAGGUCGACUCGCAGGCCACGCUCGGCAACGGGGUGGUGGUGCAGGUGACCGGCGAGCUGUCGAACGACGGGCAGCCGAUGCGCCGCUUCACGCAAACGUUCGUGCUGGCGGCCCAGUCGCCGAAGAAGUACUACGUGCACAAUGACAUCUUCCGCUACCAGGACGUGUACACGGACGACGAGCUGGACGAAGCGGGCGACCGGGCGAACGGCACGGACGAGGACGGUCUGCACGGGGCGGAUGGGGUUGGUGGGGUCGAUGCGGGAGCGCUGGGAGCGGACGGGCAGCCGCUCGGGGUCGGCGCGGGCCCACCAGGUGCCCUCGCGACGCCCGCCGGUCUCGUCGGGGUGGGUGGUGGUGUGCACGGUCAUCCGGCGGGCCAGCCGGGCCAGCCAGGCCAGGUGCUCGGGGCGCAGACGGCCCCGCAGGCCGCCCUGUACUACCCGUCGACCGUGAUCGGGUCGGCCGGUACCGGGCUGCUGCCGGGCGUGACGCCGGGCUAUGGUGCACCGCCGUCCGCUGCAGCCGCCGUCGCCGCCGCCCAAAACCAACCCGCUUCCCAGCAGCAGCAGCAGCAAUCGACGCAGCAGGUGCCGCCGCAGCAGCAGCCGGCCCAGCAGCAGCAGCUGAACGGGCUGCACGAGAGCCUGCUGAAGAGUGUGGGCGGUGGGGCGACCGAUGCGGGCGGCUCGGCCGCGGCCGCCGUCGCCGCCGUCCUGCUCUCGUCGUCCACCGUCGACCCGCAGGGGCUCAAGUCGAAGCUCGAUCAAACGCCGAUGGGAGUGCCUUCCCAUCUGCUGCCCGGUCAGCAGCAGCAGCAGCAGCCACAUCAAUCCCAGCUAAAUCAAACUCAACCACCAGCAACCAAUCAACUCGGACUGGGCCAGUCGCAACAGCCGCUGCCAGUCCAGUCGCAAGCAACCCAGCAGCAGCAGCAGCAGAACCGCCACCAGCCGUCCGAGGGCGAUGCGCUGAGCAUGGGCGAUGCGAGCGCGACCCCGGCUGGCGGCGACGAGCUUGGCCACGAUCUGGACAAGAAGCAGCAGUCGCAUAAAUCCCAUCAGCAGCAUUCGCACUCAAAGCAGCAGCAGGGAGGAGUGGCCGGCUUCGGCAAGCAACAGCAGCAGCCACAGCAGCAGCCGCCAGUCUCGCUCGAACCGAAGACGUACGCCAACCUGGUCAAGUCGGGCGUUAGCGCUGGCGCACCGUUGAGCUUCGCCUCGGCGAUGCAGUCGUCGCUAAGCUCGCACACCACCUCGGCGCAGUCGGGCGGUCACUCGCAGCAACAACAGCAACAGCAACAGCAACAGCAGCAGCAGCAAACGCAACAGUCGUCGCACCAGCACUCGAGCUACAGCACGGGAGGCAACCGACAGCAGCAGCAGCAGCAGCGUGACAUUCUCUCGCCAGCGCCGGCCGGCGGUGCGUCCACCAACGGCAGCGUGCUCGGCGGCGGCGUCGGCAACAAGUACGGCUCCGACCGGCAGGACGAUCGGGGCACGCUCGGCAACGGCGGCAUGUCUCAGCAGCGAUCUCAGCAGCAGCGGUCCAUCCGCAGCAACGGCACGAGCAGUAACUCGAUGGGCGGCGGCGGCCUGCGACAGCAGGACAACCGACAGUCCUCCUACUCGCGGCAAAACUACAACGAUAACGAAGAUCGUCGUCAAGGAUCGUCCGCACAGUUCGGUGACAACCACCAGCUGUUCUUGGGCAAUAUCCCACACCACGCCACGGAGGAGGAGCUGAAGACGCUGUUCAGCAAGUUCGGCACCGUCGUCGAUCUGCGCAUUAUGUCGAAAUCGGUCCAAAAAAUGCCGGGCGUCCGCACGCCGCCCCACUACGGCUUCAUCACGUACGAGGAUCCCGCCUCGGUGCAGAACUGUCUCGCCAACAUGCCACUCUACUUCCCGGAAAAUUCGCCCGACGGCCACAAGCUGAACGUGGAGGAGAAGAAAACGCGCGUCCGCGGCCCGGGCGAGGGCGGCAGUGGCCGCAUGGGCAGCGGCGGCGGUGGAAUGGGCAACGCCAACUCGAACGGUCCACGGUCGGGCGGCGGUGCCGGCUCGGGCCAAUCGCGGCCACCCGGCGGCCAGGGCGUUGGCGCCUCUAACCGAGGCGGCCAGGGCGGCGGCGGCGGUAGUGGUGCCGGCGGUCAGCGCAGCAUGGGCGGUGGCAAUGUCGGCGGCGGCAGCGGCGGUGGUAACCGGGGCAGCGGCGGUGGCAGCUACGGCCAGCGCUCCGACCGGGGCAACAACGUCGGCAACGGGCAGCGAUCGGUUGGCAACGGCAAUGCCAUCAGCAACCGGGGCUUCGGCUCGGGCUACUAAAACCGGACCACCGGUCUGACCAGAGGGUGGGGGUGGGUGUUUGGUGGCAGCCGGCUCGUAGAUCUCUCGCUCUUUCCCCCCCUCUCUCUCUUAUAGGGGUGUGUUUCCAAGGGCUUGUAGAACAGGGAGUUGGAUCACCGAGCGCCACCCUUUCCCGCGUGCUGGCUGGGAGGGUGGGAGAGAAUUUGAUGCUGUGACGUGAACAGGCGGAGAGACAUUUUGGUUUAUUGUGCGCUCACACUCCUCCCCUUCUCCUCCCUUUCUAACCGCCGUUUAUCGAGCACACACUGUUUAUCAAACUUCAGCAGCGAACACGCCGAACUGCUUCCGGGCACAACACAUUUCGAGUUUCGGUGGUGGCGUGACUGUGGUGACAUCUUUCUUUAGAGUUGUUACUCUGCCAACACCAUCCAACACCCCACGAUGGCAUCAACACCCACACAGCAACACUGGAAAAGAGCUUUCGGUCGGAUGAUUCUUUCUAUAAGCAAUCGUGUUUUGUAUAGAAGAAAAGGGCUAAGAUUUCCUUUUUAAAAGACUAUUCGUAUCCCCCCCCCCUCUCCUUCUCUCGCUCAUUCUUUCUGUAACACAAUCACCCCAUGUUUUUCAGCACCACGUGCGUGGCUUGUCUGUGACUAGGACCAAGUCGAGUGUGUGGAACUGAACUGAAACUAGUAAGCGAACGGGCUCAAAAACCGUAGUGCUAAACCAUUGUGCGAACAAAUUCAAAAGCUACCAAAAAACACACACACACACACAAAACAAACACAAAGCCAGCAAAUUACGCAGGCAGAAAAUCAUCUCUCUUCCCCAUCAUUUUGCCCCCCCCCCCCCCCCCUUUGUUUUGUUCUCGAUAGCUACUUUGAGUCCAAAUUGUGACACUGAAACCAACCUAAAACGCUGCUUCCUUCCCGGGGUCGGUGCGAUUGUGCGGAACACAGUAUAGGAGAAGAAAACAGACACACCGAAACGCAAAACAGAGAAAAAGCAAAUAAGAGCUAUAGAAACUAUAA